GCGACGCUUUCCAACGGUAUACGAAUAGUCCGGCGUACGCGCGACUGGCGAUUUAUUAUUAAUCUCGCUGCGUUGUCGCGCUUACGAUAGUGUGCCCGUAAUCAAACGGAACGUGCACAAUGGGGAGUGACUCGCGAUGCAGUUUUUAUCUUCCCGGCGUAACCCUUGCGUCCCGUCUCGACGACAGACACCGUUCGCGAAUCUCGACGUGACAAAUCCCCAGAACGCACCAUGCCCGUCUGUCUUGGCACCGAUCGCACCGGCGCCAUCGAGUUCCGGAUGCUCAGCGAGGACCGAGUCGAGGAUGCCCUGGUCGUGCAGCAGCUUUCCAUGCGGCAGGAGUGCAUCGCGAUCGGUAUGGGCAUGUACGAGGAUCCCGGCGCUCCCGAAGAGAUGCAACUGGUCUUCAGAGAGGUCAUCAAGGACGGGUGUACGGUGAUCGCGGUCGAUCGAUCGGACCGGAUUGUCGCCGUGGCGUUCAACAAGUUACACACACCUCCCCAGCCGGAAGACACGGAUCCCUUCGCAUUUUUUGUAGAAAAUAACAUCAAGCAUCGCUCGUGCCGGGAUCUGAUUGAGUUCAUCGACGACGUCGAAUCGCGAGUGGACAUCUUCGAGAAGUACAACGCGCGGGGCGCUAUGGAAAUCUUCUAUAUAGGCACAAAUCCGAAGUGUCAGGAGCAAGGUAUCGGCUGGCAGAUCACGGAGAAGAGCCUCGAGGUGGCGCGGGGCUUGCGCGCCCGGAAGCUGAAGCAGAUCUGCGUAGCCGACGAGAUCGUCAACGAGCACGUGCGACCGGAGGUGGUUUUCGCCGUCGCCGCCUCGUUGUUCAGCCAACGAAUCAUGGAGAAGCUGAACUUCGAGACGCUCGCCGAGGCGCGAUACGAAGAUUACGUACGCGCCGGCAAGAAGAUGUCCGACAGGAUAGGUCACGUGCACAAGACGGCCAAAUUGACUGCCCGUAAGCUAUGAUGACGUAGGGCUCUCAUCCUUAAGUUAAAAUAGAAGUAUUACUAGUAUUAGUAGAAGUAUUACUAGUUUUACGAAAGAAUAAUUUGCAGCAUGCUGUAAUGCCAUUAAUAGAAUGUAUUAAUAGAAUGUAUUAUUUAUACAAAAUAAUACAAAUAGUAAUGUUAGUUAUGAGCGCGUUAAUCAAUUUAAAAUUAUAAACAUAUUGAAGUUAAAAUGUACAAAAACUGUUGAGAGAUUAAUAUUAUGAAUUAUAUAAAAUAUUUAUAUCUAUAUACACAAAGAAAUCGGCGAAAAUAAAGCUUGUGUUACGUACUCAUUACUUUGUAAAUUAUUAAAAUUUAUAAAUUACUGAAAAUAUA
Molecule: messenger RNA, 1331 nt
Organism: Wasmannia auropunctata (little fire ant)
Lineage: Eukaryota; Metazoa; Arthropoda; Insecta; Hymenoptera; Formicidae
Exons: 4
Coding region: 232-972 (246 amino acids)
Molecular function (GO): N-acetyltransferase activity
Source: RefSeq, a predicted model, not a curated record